AUCUGUUUGAUGACGUCAAAGAAACCGAACGAUGUAAAGGUUGACGAAGAUCUAAUAGUUUUUCUUAUUUCCUAAACCAUAUUGUUGAUCAAAUAUCACUUUUGAAUGAUGGAAUUAGGAGAAGUUGUCAAUCCACAUUAUGCAUUUCCAGUUGUCGGAGUUAUAUUGUGUGUCUUAUUAGUUUUCGCGUUUGGAUUCAAAUCUCCCGUUCAGCCACCGAGUUUUGAUAGUUUGGAGGCAGAAAAGAAACCAAUUCCGAAGAAAAGAACGAAGACAUCGAAAUCUAAGGACUCCAAUAAGGUUAAAUCACAGCAAAAUGGACGUGUAGGAGGUUCUCCUUCAAGCAAGCAAAUAGAGUCUAAAGAUGUUCAGCAAAAUAUAAGUAACAUUAAAAGUGCUGAAAAGCAAACUCCAAAAUCUGAAUCAAAGAAUAAGAAAACUCGUGUGUCAUCUAAUACACACAGACAAAAAUUGGAUAGUGAAAUAAAUAAAAUAUUUCCUGAAGACAAUGCUGAAGAUGGAUGGGUACAACAAUUAUCAAAAAAGGAAAGAAAGCAUCGUCGAAAGGAAGAAGUAGCUAAUGCCUGUGUUAGCAAUGAAAUUGACAAAAGUUCAGAAAAUGAAACUUGGGAUGAACAACAGCCUGUUGCAGAAUUAUCGUCCUGCAGUCAAGAAAGUACCCCUUCUAAAGAUUUACUUAAGCAAUCUUCUAAAAAGACUCAAAGUUUACCACAAGGAAUAGAGGGACAAAAGUCUUCAAAAAAGAAAUCUAAAAAAGAUAUCAAUGCAAAUCAGAAUGAAAUUAACAUUUCAGAAUAUCAUGAACCUCCAGCAGAAAAUAAAAAAUCAGAAAUCAAAUUGGAUUUAGAACAGUAUGAUAAACCAAAUUCUUCCAUUCAGAUUAAUCCUGAAAUUGAAGAUGAAAGUUUAAUAACUGAUGAUAAACCUUCAAAAAAGAAGAAAGGAAAGAAAAAGAACCAGGAUGUAAAUGUAUUGGUCACAAAACCAACACAAAGUGAAGAAAUACAGGAAAUCAAGGAUUCAUCAAAAACACAGAAUGAUAAUUUAUCUGAUACCUUGUUGAUUGACAGUGCAGAAGUUGAAAAUAGUACAAUUGAUGAUGCAUCAAAAUAUAAUAAUGAAAAUGGAACAACUGAAUCUGGCUCAAAUGUUAUUUUUGAUGAACUUGGUGAUAUAUGGCAAAAUGCUAAAUCACAGAAAAAGAAGAAAAAAGCUCGCCGAGAGCAGUAAUAUUUUAUAGAAAGAUAUGAAAAAAAAAAAAAGACACAGCCAGCAGUGGCUAGAAUCAACCUCAAGUCUUUCACAUCAUCCUCCCUAUCCAAGUUGUAGUCCUCACCAUUCCUUGGCUAUUUCCUAUGACUUGGUGGGUUUGUGUACAUAUCCUUGCCAAACUGUGCUGUCAUAACAGGGAGGAUGGGGAAAGCUGCCAAUUUCAAGAGAGACAAAUGUCCUUUUAAAAAAUAUAUAAAGAUAAAAAAAAUAACAAAGUUAACUAUUUUCUGAAAAGAUUUUUUGUCAUUUCUUCUUGUAAUCUGGUAUCUGGUAUUACUAGACUACUGUGUAUGAUAAACAUUUUAUGCUUACGGGAGAACUUUAUAUUGUUUGAGGGUGCCAUUCAGAUUUAUUUGUGUACAAUAAAACUAGAUAUUCAAAUACCAGAUGACCAAAAUUGACAACUGAUUCAUGUGCAAUAAGUAUUUUACUUUAAAUCAAAUUCUUUGUGAUGUUAACCAAACUUUGUUUGAUCUACGUAAAUGUUUAUCAGAAUUUCUUCUCAUUCAUCAAAUAAUUGAUCUCUAAAAUAUAGAAAAAAAAUUAAUUGAUCUCUGAAAUUUUCUAUAUAAUUUUUCAAAGUUAAAAAAAACUCUUCAGAUAUUUAUCUGAGUAUAUUUAUUCAUUUAUUUACAUGCAUGGAUUUUAUGGAAAAUGCCCAAAGUUUUUCCAUUUAUUCACUGUGAAAGGAAAGUCUCUAUAUUAAGCUAAAAGUGAUUAUUAGAAAGAUAGAUUGGGAAAGUAAUAACAAAAUUACUUUUUCAAAAAAUUUUUAUUAGAAAAUCCAAAAAUAUGUUAUUUUUUUAUAGAAAAAAAAUUAUGAAAAAUAUUCAAUUGUAAAUUGACAAGUUGUCAAUAUUGGCCAUUCCAUGUAAUCCAUCCUUAAUAUAAGUAGUUUUUAAUGUAAAUUUCCUAUUAUCUGUGUCCAAAAGUAAUAACAGAAUGUUUAAAAGCAGUUUGCCAAAUAAGAAGCUCUUAAAAUUUGCAUUUUUAUAUAAUACUAAUUCUUUGUUAUUCUGCAGAUUUGUUAACGACAAAGUUUUUUGUGUAAAAUGUGAACAAAUAAAAUUGUUGUCGAAAGAUUUAUUUUUUGAACUGAAAAAUUAUCAUUCAACUUCCAUGAGAAGAAAAAGAAAAUAUUUUUUUGUAAAAAUUUAUAUUUUCUAACUUGUUAAACCAAGAAAAAAAAUGGCCUUUGGUAAUGUUAUCAAGUCUCAAUUUAUAUGAUUUAAUUUACAAUUGGCAAACUGCUAUUAUUAUCAGAAAGAAUAAUAUAUUUUCAUGAAUUGAUGCACUAUCACAUAAUUAUGCUAAAUAUCAUGGGAAUUUUUAAUUUUAAUGCUGUGAUUUUUGUGAUCUUUACCAAUGUUGGAAUCAUAUGAAUGAUAUUUGCACUACAACAAAAUACAGUAUGUAUGUAUAUAAUAGAUUUACAGUUUAUAACUGUUUCAUAGAAAGGAGGUGCAAAUAUAUUUAUGGAAUGCCUGUUAAGUUUAUCUCUCCCUCUUAAAUUGAAUAUAACAUUGUUUAACAGGUAUAUUGUAAAGAAAAAAAUGAUUUCCUUCUCAAACUUUAAAAUUCCCAUUUUUAUGUCAUGGAACUGUGAUGUCAUUGGUGACAUGUUAAUUGCUGCAUAAAUAACUGCAGUAUAUAUCAAAUUUGUUUGAAUCAAAUCUAUUGUUAGUUUUUUAUUCCUAGUUACAUCCAUACGUAGAUGUAUUGUUUAAAAUAUUUUUCCAUUUUUGAUCAUUAUUAAAUUUUAAACACAGUUUUAAUAUAUAGGGAUGUUGGGUGGUGAAGACUUUUGUUUAGUCAUUGUUUUCAUAAAAAUUUUGUAAAAAGAUAUAACAAUGCAUUUCUAAUAAACAUAUUUUUCUUUCA
Molecule: messenger RNA, 3174 nt
Organism: Centruroides sculpturatus (bark scorpion)
Lineage: Eukaryota; Metazoa; Arthropoda; Arachnida; Scorpiones; Buthidae
Product: ABC transporter F family member 4-like
Exons: 8
Coding region: 106-1251 (381 amino acids)
Source: RefSeq, a predicted model, not a curated record